Molecule: messenger RNA, 3749 nt
Organism: Epinephelus lanceolatus (giant grouper)
Lineage: Eukaryota; Metazoa; Chordata; Actinopteri; Perciformes; Serranidae
Gene: aldh5a1
Product: aldehyde dehydrogenase 5 family, member A1 (succinate-semialdehyde dehydrogenase)
Biological process (GO): GABA catabolic process
Cellular component (GO): mitochondrion
Molecular function (GO): succinate-semialdehyde dehydrogenase (NAD+) activity
Source: RefSeq, a predicted model, not a curated record
CGUGAAGUGCUCUCUGGUUGUGUUUGUGCGGUGUCACGUGGGUAACGCGUCUUCCUCCUCCGGACUGGUUCAAACCGACAGAAAGCUGUCCUGCUGGGAGACGCACAGUCUUCAGCCUGCACACAGUGAGAGUCCCACACACACCCAGCUCCAGACGUUAACCCCGGUAUGUCCUCACUCUGUGUCCUGAGGACUCGUUGCUUCCUCCGUCAGGUCCUCCCCGGCCUGCCCGCCGCCAUGCACAGACACUACAGCCUGGACGUGUCCGCUCCGCUGCUGAGGACGCAGGGCUACGUGGACGGUCGCUGGGUGUCUGCAGCCUCGGUGUUUCCCGUGCUGGACCCGGCCACCGGGAAGGAGAUAGUCCGGGUGUCAGACUGUGGCCCGGCUGAGGCCAAGCAGGCUGUGGACGCUGCGUAUAAGGCGUUUCAUUCCUGGAAGCAGUACAGUGCUAAGGAGAGGAGUGUCCUGUUGAGGAAAUGGUUCGACCUGCUGACGCUGCACAAAGAAGACCUCGCCAAACUGAUCACCUUCGAGAGUGGUAAGCCCAUGAAGGAGUCUCUCGGGGAGAUUGCGUACUCCGCCUCCUUCAUGGAGUGGUUCUCAGAGGAGGCGCGGCGAGUGUACGGUGACGUCGUUCCAUCACCUGCCAGAGACCGAAAGAUCCUCCUCCUCAAGCAGCCGGUGGGCGUGGCCUCCAUCAUCACACCGUGGAACUUCCCCAGCGCGAUGAUCACCAGGAAGGUUGGAGCUGCUCUGGCUGCCGGCUGCACGGUGGUGGUGAAACCAGCCGAGGACACGCCGCUGUCAGCACUCGCUCUGGCUGAGCUGGCGGAGCAGGCAGGGAUUCCUGCCGGGGUCUUCAACGUGGUUCCUUGCUCCAGAGAGAAGACGCCGUCAGUCGGGCAGGUUCUCUGCACUGACCCACUGGUGGCCAAAAUCUCCUUCACUGGAUCCACCGCCACUGGCAAGUUGCUGCUGAAAAUGGCCGCCGACACAGUUAAGAAGGCGUCCAUGGAGCUGGGAGGCCACGCCCCCUUCAUCGUGUUUGACAGCGCUGAUGUCGACAAAGCGGUGGCCGGGGCCAUGGCGUCCAAGUUCAGGAACUCUGGACAGACGUGCGUGUGUUCCAACCGCUUCCUGGUGCAGAGCGGCAUCCAUGAUCGCUUCAUGGAGAAGCUGGGCAAAGCGAUGGACACCGAGCUCCGCCUGGGUCACGGCUCGGAGCCCGACACCACCCAGGGGCCACUAAUCAACGCCAGAGCUGCAGAGAAGGUGGCCCAUCAGGUAUCAGAUGCAGUGUCCCGGGGAGCGAAGGUGUUGAAGGGCGGGAAGCGUCUGGAGGGGUCCUUCAUGGAGCCCACUCUGCUGGCCGACGUCACCACAGACAUGCUCUGCACCAGGGAGGAAACCUUCGGCCCGCUGCUGCCCGUCAUCAGGUUUAACACAGAGGAAGAGGCUCUGGCUAUCGCUAACGCGUCUAAUGUGGGGCUGGCAGGUUACAUCUUCUCGCAGGACGUGAGUCAGAUCUGGCGGGUGACGGAGGAGUUGGAGGUGGGGCUAGUUGGAGUCAACGAGGGCCUCCUGUCCACCCCAGAGGCCACAUUCGGCGGGGUCAAACAAUCCGGUUUGGGCCGUGAAGGCUCUAAGUACGGCAUCGACGAAUAUUUGGAGAUCAAGUACAUGUGCUUCGGAGGCCUGAAACCCUGAAACAGGACAGAGUGACGCCGCAGCUCCAGUGGUACCACACACUGAGUUACACAGUAAUCAUUGAAGGUGGUCAGAACUGUAGAUCUCAGGUUUGAAUUGAUUUAAGAUAACAGAAAAUAACCUUUUAAUCAGAGUCCAGGGGGCCAGACGAAAGCGUCUCUGAACUGCCCUUAAAAUACCUUAAAUCUAACCUGACAGUGAGCAAACCAGUCGGUAACUUUUCACUUACCAUAAAAUGUUUUUUAUCAUCCCAUCGGACGUUCAUCAUUAGCUGUCAGGAGGAGGGGCAGCACUCUGAUCAGACGGGUCAGAAGAGUGAAACAGGGUCUUUAAUUUGCCUUUUCAUGAGAAACUGUUUAUAUAACUGUUUAUAUAAAAAAAAUCAUUACGGCAAUAAUGAUCUCAUCUGUAUCUGAUGGCAUCAGAUCAAAAUAAUUUUUAUGAAAAGCGGAACAUUUUUAUGCUGAUCAAGAUUCACUUUAUUUUCCCACAGUGUGGAAAAUUUGUCUCGGACCCUGCACCCAAACUGCAGCCAUAGAAGUACAACGUACAACAUAGAAAAGUCAACAUUAUACCCAACAUAAUAAGAAGCACAAAAAGAUAAAUAAAUAACAUCAUACGCUAGAAAUAUCAAAAUGCAAAUCAAAUCAUCAUAAUCCAGUGCCAGAUCUGGCUUUAUCUGCCAUUAUUUAGACUGACGUAUGAAUUAAUGUUUAAAUCUGUUCAGUGUGCAGCGAGGCGCUCUAAAUCUCCUCCCAGAGUGCAGCAGCUUGGACUGUGUGUGCAGAACAUGAGAUGAUCUUAUUGACUCGACUCAAAGCAGCUACAUACUGUGCAUUGACUAUAUAACACCUUAUCUAAUAUUAUAUUUGGGUUGAAUUACAGUGAGAUAAUUGCUGAUAUAAGACAUUCAUAUUCAAGGGUUUAAAAACUAAUAAUUACAACUUGGAAAAUGACACAACUGUUAGUUACAAGUCAGAAACUCCUAAUUUCAGUAUCUCAGAUAUGACAUGAACGUGACAUUAUCAUUUUUCCUCAAAUAAUAAAGUGAACAAAAGUGAAUUUGCUCCAGUAGCAUGUGAAGUUUUUUGAUAAAAAAGGUAAAGACGCUGCGACACGGCUCACUUGGUAGAAAAGAAAGAUGCUGUGAAAGAAAUAAUCAAAAUGCACAAAAGCUUUUGAUAGAUUUUUGUAAAAUCGUUUUUUGUGUUGCGAAUCCUGACGUCCUGUUGUCGGCCUGUUAGUGUAAAAUCUGUAUUUUUGUAAUAUUAAAACAGGAGGGGAGAAAGGAAUAAAUGUAAGUAGAAGAUAUAAUAAAUUAUUGUAGGAUAGUAGUUUAAUAAUUAACUUUUCAUUGUGGAGAUUGAUGUUGUUUGGCAGGUUUUAUUUUAAACCUCUGACAGAAGUUAAACACAGGAAGCUUUUUUUUCUUGAGCCUUCGUUAACUGAAGUUAAAAUCAUGGUUGCCAACGUCACAAGUGCCCUGUAACAGAUUAUUAACUCUUACAGUGUUGAACAACAGUGCAGUGCUGCUUUUGGGGAUUUUAGGUUUGUUACAGAUUAUUAGAAACACCUGAAAAUAAUGCAGUCCAGUACAACACCACCACUGACUAUGAUCUCGAUACUAAAACAUAUAAUUAAAUUAAACCUCUAACUGUGUCGACAAAAACUGAACAUCACAGGCAUCAUGAGCGGUUGUAUUGGAUUGCAUUAGACUGUAUGGGUGUACCUAAUUCAUUGGACACUGAGUGUGUGUGCUUUUGUCUUAUUGACUGUUGUCCACAUCUGAAAACUGGGGCCCAUGUUUCCUCCUGCAGAAUCCUAAAAAAAUCUUAAUUUCUCUCAUUUUGAGCUGAAGAUCUGAUGCUGUUUCUGUUCUUUGUUUUUUACAGCAAAUUUUGUUCCUAAUUUAAAGUGAAAUUGGUCUUAUUUGUCAUAUAAUGCUGUAGUCAUAGUUAAUGUAAAAUAUAUAUGAAUUUUAUUUUUUAUUUCUGACUGUAGAUAUUAAUGGAAAAAUUAAAGAGGAAGUUGUAAUAUUA